This is a messenger RNA of Diatraea saccharalis (sugarcane borer), 5436 nucleotides long. NCBI's taxonomy places the organism in Eukaryota, Metazoa, Arthropoda, Insecta, Lepidoptera, Crambidae. The record is from the annotation of a GenBank genome assembly.
ACUUUUUUAAUAUUUACAUUUUUUAGAUAUACAUGAAAUAUAUAUAAAAAAACUAAAAAUAAAUUAAAUUUCAAUAUUUAUCUGAAAUUAAAAUAGUUUUAUGUAUACAUAACGUUGAUUUCUCUAAGUUAUGAUAUGAGUAAGAGGGGCGUGAUGUCACGCGCUGUUUGCGAUCACGUGACAACGAGCUUAUUUGUUUUUUCAUAAUUUAAACAAUAUUUUAAAUAUAAUAAAAAAAAGGUGUGAUUACAAGUAAUAUAAUAAACAAUACCAGAUGUUUUUUACGAGUACUGUGAUCACAACGCUUUCUAAAACUAUUUCGCUUAAUGAGCGAUUUCAAUAUUUGAGCGUAACAUGUAUUCAAACUCAAUGAGAACCUUCCUUUCAGUUUAAAAUGGUUGUAAAUCUUACAUAAUAUAAAAAACUAAUGAAUAUUUAUAUUGUCUUUUCCAGACACGUCCAAUACAUCUAUGACGCGCUGUGAAAUCUGUAAUUGACAAACAACAAAUUAAAAAUAACCGAAGAUGUCUUCGAAAGCCAUAUACGAAGCCACUGGCAAAGAUCUCAUCAACAGGCACUUAGCGUCAGGCACUGCGUUGGCGCCGUGCCGGUUCGCAACAUUCGAACAGGGGACCGUAUGGGAAGAUGAGCUCGGCAAGAACCCAUGGCUUUCAAAGGAGCAACUGGUUGUGAAACCCGAUCAGCUGAUCAAGCGGCGCGGCAAACUGGGAUUAGUGGGCGUGAACAAGACCGCGGCUGACGUGAGGAGAUGGCUCGGCGAGCACAUGGGCAAGGAGCAGCAAGUGGGCGCCGCCACAGGCAAGCUGAGGCACUUCAUCAUUGAACCGUUCGUGAAACAUGAGCCGAAUGAAGAGAUGUACAUCUGUAUACAGUCCGGUCGUCGGUCAGACACUAUCUUGUUCCAUCAUCAGGGCGGUGUAGACGUUGGUGAUGUGGACGCUCUUGCCGUACGCCUCGAGGUGCCGGUGGAUACUUUUCCUACUGGUGAAGAUGUAGAACGCGUCCUACUUAAAAAUGUCAAGUCGGCCUCAGUCAAAAGGAUUCUAACCACCUUCAUAGUGGCUCUGUACCGUGUGUACGUCGACCUUUAUUUCACGUACAUGGAGAUCAACCCCAUUGUGGUGACGAACGAACGCAUAUACCUGCUCGAUUUAGCGGCUAAAUUGGAUCAGACCGCUGAUUUUAUAUGCGCCAAAGCUUGGGGCUCGGUCACAUUUCCACCACCCUUCGGAAGAGAUGCUUAUCCGGAAGAAGCUCAUAUAGCAGAUUUGGACGCUAAAAGCGGUGCUAGUCUUAAGCUAACAGUACUGAACAAAUCCGGUCGCAUUUGGACGAUGGUCGCCGGUGGGGGCGCCUCUGUAGUGUACACGGACACCAUAUGCGAACUGGGAGGGGCCGGCGAACUCGCCAACUACGGCGAAUAUUCCGGCGCACCCACUGAGGGUCAGACUGCUGAUUACGCCAAGACUAUAUUCAGUCUUAUGUGCAGGGAGAAACAUGCCAAUGGGAAGGUGCUGAUCAUCGGUGGUGGUAUAGCCAAUUUCACCAACGUUGCGGACACGUUCCGCGGCAUCAUAACCGCCAUAGAGACUUAUAAGGACGCGCUCGUCCAAUACAACGUGACCAUAUUCGUGAGACGAGGUGGUCCCAACUACCAGGAGGGGCUUAGACAAAUGCGCGAGGUGGGCCACCGUCUCCGCAUCCCGCUGUACGUGUUCGGUCCCGAGGCGGAUAUGACGUACAUCGUGGGACUCGCGCUGGGACACGCGCCCAUCCCGCAGGAGCACAGGCUCGAUUACGCGCCCAAACAGCUGCCCAAACCGCAGACACCGCCGAAGCCGAAAUUGGACAUCCCCGAGUUGAGCCACAAACUCCUAGACUUGGUUUGUUCGGAAGCGCCGACGAGAUUCGAUCUAGGUGCGCAGGUUAACACCAAGGCACUGUUCACUGAUCGCACGAAGGCCAUCAUAUGGGGAAUGCAAAAUAGAGCUAUACAGGGAAUGUUGGACUUCGACUACAUAUGUCGCCGCGCGGAGCCGUCUGUGGUGGCGAUUGUGUAUCCUUUCACAGCAGACCACAAGCAGAAGUAUUACUUCGGCAAUAAGGAAGUCUUCAUACCCGUGUUCUCGGACAUGGAUGUGGCUAUGCGUAAACAUCAAGAAGCUAGUGUGCUAGUGAACUUCGCAUCGCUCCGUUCAGCUUACGACAGCACUAUGCAGGCUAUGCAGCAUCCACAGAUCAACACGGUUGUGAUAAUAGCGGAGGGGAUCCCCGAGAAUAUGACGAGGAAAAUCAUCAAAGUAGCCGACGCUAGGGGGGUGAACAUAAUCGGUCCCGCCACUGUGGGCGGCAUCAAGCCUGGCUGUUUCAAGAUAGGUAACACAGCCGGUAUGAUAGAUAACAUAGUCGACAGCAAACUUUACAGACCUGGCAGUGUGGCGUACGUGUCUCGUUCUGGUGGUAUGAGCAACGAAUUGAACAAUAUAUUGGCGAAACAUGCUGAUGGCGUGUGCGAGGGGGUCGCCAUAGGUGGAGAUAGAUACCCCGGCACCACAUUCAUAGAUCAUCUUCUGAGAUACGAGGCUGAUCCGAACGUUAAGAUGCUCGUAUUACUCGGCGAAGUCGGCGGUGUGGAGGAGUACCACGUGUGCCGAGCUAUAAGGGAUGGCCUCAUCAAGAAACCCAUGGUGGCCUGGUGUAUAGGCACUUGUUCAGACAUGUUCACGGCGGAAGUACAAUUCGGUCACGCGGGUUCGCUCGCCGGCUCAGCCCUAGAGAAGGCGGCCGCGAAGAACGCCGGCUUGAAAGCAUAUGGCGUGGCAGUGCCCGAUUCCUUUGACAGUCUAGGAAAUGCCGUCAAGCAGGUGUACCAGAAGCUGGUUAAAGAAGGCCGCAUCAUAGUGAAGGAGGAAGUGGAACCGCCUAAAGUACCGAUGGACUAUGACUGGGCGAGGAAACUGGGCUUGAUCCGCAAACCUGCCGCGUUUAUAAGCACGAUAUGCGACGAGCGAGGCCAGGAGCUGAGCUACUGCGGCGUGCCGAUCACUCAGGUGCUGGAGAGGCAGCUGGGUGUUGGUGGCACCAUCAGUCUUCUGUGGUUCCAACGGGAACUGCCCGAGUGGGCGUGCAAGUUCUUCGAGUUGGUGUUGAUAGUGACCGCGGACCACGGGCCCGCCGUGUCCGGGGCCCACAAUACGAUGGUGACCGCGCGCGCCGGCAAGGAUCUCAUAUCGAGCGUGGUCAGCGGCCUGCUCACCAUAGGCGACAGAUUCGGAGGUGCUUUGGACAGAGCGGCGGCUGAUUUCUGUGCGGCUUACGACCGCGGUCAACAUCCUCAGGAGUUCGUCAACGAGAAGAGGGCGAAGGGCGAGCUGAUCAUGGGCAUCGGACACAGAGUGAAGUCAAUCAACAAUCCGGAUAGCAGAGUGCGAGAACUGAAAGCGUUCGUGACCGCUCGCUGGCCCGCUUGGCCGGUAACGAGAUACGCGCUAGACGUAGAAGCGAUAACGACACGUAAGAAGCCGAACCUCAUUCUAAACGUGGACGGCAUAGUAGCGGCCGCAAUGGUGGAUCUGUUCAGGCACUGUUCUCUGUUCACACAAGAGGAAGGCAACUCUUACAUAAAUAUGGGCUCGAUAAAUGCAUUGUUCGUGUUGGGCAGAACGAUAGGUCUCGUCGGACAUUAUUUAGACCAGAAGCGAAUGAAACAACCUCUGUACCGUCAUCCUUGGGACGAUAUCACUUAUAUGUCGCCAUUGCAUUGAUUUUUUGUAGAUACAUUUUUAUAUGUUUUCCGAUAGAAUCUUUUGAUGGUGAAUCUGUUGUUUUUAGAGAUUUAAUGGCAUAGUUUUAUUAGAUUAGCGCUUGGGACUUGGAAUAUUCUUUUAUAGACUAGUUGUGUGUGCGAUGCAGUCAGAAUUGACUGCAUCGUACACACGUUAUAAAUGAUAUGCAGUCAUUGAUUGUGUUACUAUUUGGUUUUUAAUUAUUUUUUUAUUGCAUAUUUUUUAGUCACUCGAUGUUCCCUUUCUUACGAUGUCAGAGUUGACUGAUAUUUUUUUUUAUCCAAAUCAUCAUAUCUUUUUGAUUGGUAAUAAAAAUAAAUCUCUUACUCGCGAUAAUAUAUGAAGUGUCGGUUAUCUCACUCUCACACUGUUCGAGUCUAUAAUAAUAUUCUGAGUCUAUAACGUUUGCGACUAGACGAACAUUGUUUUAGUGAAAUAUAUGUAAUAGAAUUAUUUAUAAUCAAAUUUUACGACACAGAAAUAGAUUUUCUAGAUUAUUCGAAUUUGCAAACAGAUAUAUUUAUGAACAAAUAUCAGUACAAUGUAAAUCCUUUGUGGAAUGGGUACUUUUAACACUUAAUGUAGGACUUCUGUCGAGCUAACUUAGUUAAAAGAAACUGUUAAAUAAAUAAUACCUUAGGGCUUUUGCGCACGGAUGUUUUAACGCUUCGACAAAACGCAGAUCGCUCGAUAUAAAUACACUAUGAGUGUGACCUUGUAGCGAUUUGCUAGAAACAACCUUCGUUUUUUUUUUUUAAACCCACGAUAUACUUGAAGAAAUAAGAAAAGGGCCGUGCGUCGUCGGCCCAUUAAAGAAUCUUCGUGUGCAUAAGUCCUAAGAGGUAUACACAUUAUGUAUUGCAUUGAACAAUUCUAUCGGAAUUAGUGUGAAUUGAUAUUUCUUUAGGCGGCAGUUUUGUUUACGCUUCUGUUAUUCAAAUUUGAACUCUAUUGAAGUUCAUAUAAAUUAAUCUUCUAGCUUCUGUUGUGUAUUCAUUAUAAAAAAAUAAUAUAUUGACGUUAUAGCAGUAACAUUAUUUUGUAAUAAUCGAAUUAUUUUCUUCAAAAUCAAAUCUCAUUAUAAAUGUAACUAAAAAGAAUACAUUGUCUAGUUUUCUAUUGCUUAUUUAUAAUAGGUAAUAUGUAGAGUUAUUUUUGAUAUUUAGGACGCGUUAUCUUAAUGUAGAUAUGCCUGCGAUCCGAGUGUUUUAAUUUUCAAUUAUCAGUUCUAUUGUUUUAUUCGAACCAACUUACAAGAACAAACUGCUGCAGUUCAUUAUGAUUUUAUUUGUCAAAGUUCUAGAUAAUUUUUAAGCCAGCAGAUCUCAGUCAUAUCCAUAUUAAUGCAAACGUAAAAAUAACAACAUUAAUUGGUUUAUAUAAAGGAAGUGCUCAAAAUAUGUAGGUCAUGAUGUUUAUUUAUUUUGUUUGAUUAUAGUCGAUUUUAAUUAUGUCAUAGAUUUCUUACCCAAUAACGCUGUCGCCUUGACUUAGCGGCUAUGAGUGUUUGAAAUGAAACUCGAAGUUUGUUAUUAAUAAGACUUGACGUGUUACUUAAAUAAAUAACACGUGUGUAUAAAAUAUCUCAUUAACAUAAUAAAUUAAACAACCAUAUAAAAUAUGCCAAUAA